This is a messenger RNA of Tilletiopsis washingtonensis, 968 nucleotides long. RefSeq names its product ribosomal protein S8. Gene Ontology annotation, molecular function: structural constituent of ribosome. Gene Ontology annotation, cellular component: ribosome. Gene Ontology annotation, biological process: translation. The record is from RefSeq and is a predicted model, not a curated record. NCBI's taxonomy places the organism in Eukaryota, Fungi, Basidiomycota, Exobasidiomycetes, Entylomatales. The transcript has a single exon. Bases 192 to 650 code for a protein of 152 amino acids.
CACUUGCUCUUCUCUCGGCCGCCUCUUCUCAUCCACUUGCUCUCUCUCGUCACCGCUGCGGCACUUUCUGCUGUCUCGUUUGGCCGUUCCUCCUGGCCUGCGCGCUCUUCGUCACCGUCGUCCUCGCUGGCGUCGCGGCUGCUGCGUCGAGCAGUCUCUCCUCGCCUGCUCGCUCUCCCGCAGCAGCCGUCAUGGCGUCCGCCGACCUCUGCUCGCGGCUGCAGAACGGCGCCCUGGCACGGCUGCGGUCUGUGCCGCUGCCCUCGUCGCGCGCCGCCUCGUCGCUGCUCUCCGUGCUGCUGGCCCAGGGCUUCCUGCACUCCGUCUCGCGCGGCUCGCCCGCGGGGCCCAACCCGGCCGCCUUCCGCACCGCGCCCGUGCCGCAGCGGCGACUGUGGGCGGACCUGAAGUACGAUGGCGAGGCGCAGCCGGUGCUGCGGCAUCUCAACGUCGUCAGCAAGCCGAGCAAGCGCAUCCGCCUCUCGCCCGAGGAGCUGCUGCGCCUCGUCACGGGCCGCCGCGCGCAGUUUGUGCCGCCACUUGGCCUCGGCGAGAUUGCCAUUGUCGACUGCGGCGAGGCGGGCUGGUGCGAGGCGCGCGAGGCUAUUCGUCGCGGGCUCGGAGGCGAGCUUGUCGCUCGGGCUGGCUGAGGUGAGUGCUGAGACCGGUGUGUCCCGCGAGCGGCGGGACGUCGGUGAGAGGUGUACUCUCUGUACUCGCGCAGCGAGUCGCCAUCUCUCUGCACCUCUGCGUGCACGCGCCCACAGAGCAGUGCUCUGAACAUCGCACAGAGCAGAAAAGCUAGCUAGAGUCUCGUUGCUGACACUGAGUCUUGCAGCAUGCCGCCAGCACAAUCAAAACUAGAAGGGACGGAGAGGACAGAUGGGAUGGAGGGCUGCUGCGCAUCACGCACGUGGUCAUGAUGCUGUGCAGCCUGGUACACGACGCCGCUUCCGCAGCCGCUCCAC